Pongo pygmaeus (Bornean orangutan) is the source of this 1031-nucleotide messenger RNA. RefSeq names its product N-alpha-acetyltransferase 10, NatA catalytic subunit (gene NAA10). The transcript has 8 exons. The record is from RefSeq and is a predicted model, not a curated record. Gene Ontology annotation, molecular function: protein-N-terminal-glutamate acetyltransferase activity; protein N-terminal-serine acetyltransferase activity. Gene Ontology annotation, biological process: N-terminal protein amino acid acetylation. NCBI's taxonomy places the organism in Eukaryota, Metazoa, Chordata, Mammalia, Primates, Hominidae. Bases 266 to 973 code for a protein of 235 amino acids. Gene Ontology annotation, cellular component: NatA complex.
CGCGCAUUGGCCCGCCCCGUGCGCUGGCCUGUCCCGCGCAUUGGCCAAGCGGCCGGGAGGACGGGCCCGGCGGCCGUGCACUUCCGGCCGGUGGCCGGCCCGGCGCGCACCGCCCCUUCCGCCACCGCCCAGCGAGCCCAGCCCCGGUCCCAGCCCCGGUCCCAGCCCCGGUCCCAGCCCCGGCCGUCCCGGCGUCGCUUCGGAGCGCGGCGGCAGCUGACUGCGCCUUCACGAUCCGCUGGGACCCGCGAGCCCCGCCGCCGUUAUGAACAUCCGCAAUGCGAGGCCAGAGGACCUAAUGAACAUGCAGCACUGCAACCUCCUCUGCCUGCCCGAGAACUACCAGAUGAAAUACUACUUCUAUCAUGGCCUUUCCUGGCCCCAGCUCUCUUACAUUGCUGAGGACGAGAAUGGGAAGAUUGUGGGGUAUGUCCUGGCCAAAAUGGAAGAGGACCCAGACGAUGUGCCCCAUGGACAUAUCACCUCAUUGGCUGUGAAGCGUUCCCACCGGCGCCUCGGUCUGGCUCAGAAACUGAUGGACCAGGCCUCUCGAGCCAUGAUAGAGAACUUCAAUGCCAAAUACGUCUCCCUGCAUGUCAGGAAGAGUAACCGGGCCGCCCUGCACCUCUAUUCCAACACCCUCAACUUUCAGAUCAGUGAAGUGGAGCCCAAAUACUAUGCAGAUGGGGAGGACGCCUAUGCCAUGAAGCGGGACCUCACUCAGAUGGCCGAUGAGCUGAGGCGGCACCUGGAGCUGAAGGAGAAGGGCAGGCACGUGGUGCUGGGUGCCAUCGAGAACAAGGUGGAGAGCAAAGGCAAUUCACCUCCGAGCUCAGGAGAGGCCUGUCGCGAGGAGAAGGGCCUGGCUGCCGAGGAUAGUGGUGGGGACAGCAAGGACCUCAGCGAGGUCAGCGAGACCACAGAGAGCACAGAUGUCAAGGACAGCUCAGAGGCCUCCGACUCAGCCUCCUAGAGCCUGCCCCAUCCCCUCCUCACCCCACAAGCUUUCACAAUAAAUUCGCUCCGUGGCA